GCGCUGAACGGAAGCGAGCCGAAAUGCUGCUGAGGCACAGAAAAACGCAGCAAAAAGUGAGCCAUCGAUUUUACGAGAGCCGUCAAUUUGCUAGUGGUUUUGCGACUGCCAAAGAAACCCUCAACCCUUGGGAAAAGCCAAUUUAACCCAACCCGAGCGCCCGGGCCUUAGUCACCGCGCGCUGUGUCGAGUUUUCGAAAUCUCAUCAAGCAACUCAUCACCGUUCAUCUCGACAGUUGGAAACCGGAGCUGGCGAAGAGGUGGUGGAAAGUGGUGGCACACAGAGGAGAGAAAAAAAUCCAAUUCCGAAUUCCUUAACUAUCCCCUCCGCCCAAGCGUUCGCUGCGCCAUCGACGUGUUUUUCGAAACGGUUUCGGAACGGACGAAUAAAAAAAAAAAAGAAACGGUGCUGCUUGAACGACGGCACACGGAUGAACACGUUGCGAACCGCAAACGCUGGUGAGCUCCCGGCCGUGAGCGACAUUCCCAGGCGGCACUCAGCUGGCGUGGCGUCGUGCCACACUUUUGCCAUCCGAAGCUCGGAAAGCUCCCCAGCACCGGGCCACGGGACAGAUCGCACGAGAAACUAGAGAGAACUAGCGUUUCAUUUCGCGCGCGCGCGUAUACGCAGGGUUUCAACACGGCGAGGGUAACGCGAUCACACGGUACGGUUGUUUGCAUUUACGCGCGAACGUGCGGGCGGCCAGCAAGACCAGAAGGCAAAACACAUAGUGUGCAACGUGGGCAGAGUACAGCGUGUGCUUUUUGGUGUGCCAAAAUUUAUCAACCAAAGUAGUUACAAGCUAUUUAGAGAAUUAGUUUGUGUUUGAGUGAUGAAUUUGAAUGUGGAAAUUCGUGGUUACUAAUAGAGUUGAUGUUAUUCAUCGCAUUCGUUUGACUGCAUGCAUGCUUUAAGUGUGUGACAUCAAAACUACGCGCCGAAAAAACGAUUCCCUCCAGCAGAGUGUGAAAGAAAGCCAUCACCAUUAGCACCAUUUGUCUAUCUGUGGCAGCCUGCAGAAGAGCCAUCGCGAGCGAACCGAGCGAACAGAUAAACGGUGGCAUUUGAACACAAAUCUAUCGCAUCGAAAGGACCGACCGAAUUCAACAAUAAAGGAAUCCCGGUACGUGUGAGUGCGAGCAGGAGGUUUGGUGCGUGAGUUCCCCGUUGUUGUGGACCGCAAGCGAACGCAAGGGUCGGUUGGCCGGUGGUGCCAAAGAAGCACGUUCGACCAAUCGGAAGGACCACGCCGGGCAUCAGCCACCAAAACUAAACGCUUGCAUCGGUGGUGGUCAACGGCAAGCCACCUUUUACGGUUGCGUUAGGUGAUGUUGCGUUGUACCGUCUGGGUCAAACGGGAGGAUCCUUUGGGGAAGAGUCCAUACGCCAGAUCGAAAGAAUUUUGAAACUACUAAGCUUCAAGCUGGACAAGAAAAUGUCCAUGCUAUAAGUGAGUGCUAUUUUACAACGUACAGUGUCGUGUUCACGUGCGAAAAGCUUCAGUCAGUUGUGUAAUCGUAUAACCGUGCAGUUUGGUGUGAUUUUAAAUGCAUUUUCAAAUAGUGUACGAUCUUUACGACUCGUGUGACUUCUGUUGUGAGUGAGCUUUGAGUGCCCCUUAUUUCGUUAGCAGAUCGCUGAAAACGCACAGUGCUUCGAUCCUGCAUCGCGAAGUGUCCGCCAAGUGUCCCCACUGGUGCCCAGAGUGGUUGAGAUGCGAUUGCAAAGUGACUGGUCGAUCGGUACUGGCACGCAAUGGAUUAAGCAAGCGAACGCACUGACACUGAACUGCAGCAUACCGUGGUGCGACCUGGAUCGGGUGCAUCCUUUCGCAAACGUUACGCCACGCAGCCAAGCCAAGCAAUGGGGUAUUGGGACGAGCGAAGUGUACGAAGACUGCUACUGUGGUUGGUUCUAAUUGUGCUAAAGAGGGUUCAAAGUUUGCCGGACGUCCGGGCGACGUGUCGUACCGUGCCGGGGCUGGCCCGGGACCAGCUGGAGCUGUGCUACCGCGCGAGCGACGUUACGGCGGCCGCCAUCGAGGGCCUGGAGCUUGGCGUUCGGGAGUGUCAGUACCAGUUCCAAUGGCACCGUUGGAACUGCUCAUCGCUCAGUACCAAAAGCCGCAAUCCACACACAUCCAGCAUGCUGAAACGAGGCUAUCGAGAGAGUGCUUUUGCGUACGCCAUCGCAGCCGCGGGUGUGACGCACAGUGUGGCCCGUGCCUGCGCCCAGGGCCGGCUGAUCUCGUGCGGCUGUGACCCGUCCGUCAACCGGAGGGGCAUGUCCAAGUCGCUGCGCGAAAGCUUGGAAAAGGAGAAGCUCCGCUUCCUGGACGCUAUCGCGGAAAGCAAUAGCGUGUUCGAGGAGGGUGACAGCUUGCGCAAGCUGAAGGCGAAACAGGCGAGCCGCUGGAAGUGGGGCGGCUGCUCGCACAACAUGGCGUUCGGGGUGGAAUUUUCCGAGCUGUUUCUGGACUCGCGCGAAAAGGGAGCAGACAUACAGUCCCAGAUAAACCUGCACAACAACCGGGCCGGACGGAGGGCCGUCUCGAACAACAUGCAGGUACGGUGCAAAUGCCACGGCAUGUCCGGCAGCUGCCAGCUAAAGACGUGCUGGAAGUCGGCGCCCGACUUUCGCGUGGUCGGCCGCGUCCUGAAGCAGCAGUACCGCCGGGCGAUACUCGUCGACCAGUCCAACCUUGGCAACGGGCCGCCGAUGAUCGUCUACCGCAAGCCAAAGAAGCGCAAGCACGUGCCGAAUCUGCGCCCACCGCGGAGGCAACCGCGCGAGCAGCAGCUCGCGCCGGUCGGCAAUCGGCUCGGUGGCCCCACCAACCGGAAGCUGGAGAAUGCGCUCUUCUACUACCAAAGAUCACCGAACUUUUGCGAGCGCGAUCAGAUCUCCGACAUACCGGGUACCAUCGGACGGCGCUGCAAUCGGACGAGCAGUGGGAGCGAAGGUUGCGCCUCGAUGUGUUGCGGCCGGGGCUAUAAUCUGAUCCGCGAAAAGCGCAUCGAUCGGUGCAACUGUAAGUUUCACUGGUGCUGCUUCGUGGAAUGUGACGAUUGUGAAAUCGAGGAGUGGAUUAGCGUGUGCAACUGAGCGAUGCUGCUCACGUUCGGUGGCUCACCGGUUCGAUUGUUUCCCGCUAGGGGCCCACCGGCGGAAGGACGCGGGGGACGGUCGGAGGCAAACUAAUUAAAAACACUCCGCUUGUUUGCUCCGCUCCCAGAACUGAAACAUCUGACCAAGGAGCGAGGGCAGCCAGAGGCGGGGGAAGCGUUCGGAAGCGUGAUGUAGUGGACACAACUAAGCAGUAUUACGGCAUGUACGAGAAGUUGCCCCAUCGGAUGGCGUAAAAUCCAGUUAGGCUAGGACCGUUUCUGUACAAAUACAGUGUACCAUUUUUUGUUUGUUUGUUUAUGUGUGUGUUAAGUGGCAAUCGUUAGGCGAGCCUUCAAUGUAAUCCUUGCUCUCUCUUUCUCUCUAAACCAAUACUAGCCAUCUCGCUCACUCGCUAUACUUUUCUUUCCCACAUCCCCCUUUGAACAGUGAUUUCAAUUGUAGCCGCUAAGGACCGUGUUAUUUAUUCGAAUGUGCGUUUUGCGUUUAAAUUAAUUCUAACCCAGUAAGAGCUAUUACACACCCCUUAGUGUCAUAAUGUACCGCACGCGAGACAGUCGAGUUCUGCCUGCCUGUGGUGCCACACGUCAUCGCGCACAACAUUAUGACGUUACAUGGACAGACUGCGCGGGUGCCAUCGACGGGGCGGAAUUGAUUGAAGGGAGAUUGGCGCUGGAACGCGUAUAGAAACACGUGGAACCGUAGAACGACAAGAGGUGUAGUGAAACCAGCUUUAGCGAGGCGACAAGUAAUUGUAGCGAAUGGAUUCGUGAUAAUAAAUUAUGUCAGUCAAUACAGGUAA
Messenger RNA from Anopheles arabiensis, 3929 nucleotides. RefSeq names its product protein Wnt-10a (gene Wnt10). Gene Ontology annotation, biological process: cell fate commitment; canonical Wnt signaling pathway; neuron differentiation. The record is from RefSeq and is a predicted model, not a curated record. Gene Ontology annotation, cellular component: extracellular region. Gene Ontology annotation, molecular function: cytokine activity; frizzled binding. NCBI's taxonomy places the organism in Eukaryota, Metazoa, Arthropoda, Insecta, Diptera, Culicidae. The transcript is spliced from 5 exons. Bases 1865 to 3106 code for a protein of 413 amino acids.